UUUUCAGAUCUCACUUUGGCUACACAACUUUGUUCAAUUCAAGCUGCUGCCUGUCUUCUAUUUUGCGCCUUACGCAGUCGAAGACAACAUUUAUUUGAGGAAGGGGAAUUGAUGAUUAGGCGAUAUUUUUGUAUUGAUGACAUUAGUUUACUUGCCCCAUUCUUUGGAUUAAUUGCAACAACAAUGGGAAUUUCUCCUGAUAGUUUAGCUUUUGAUGUUUCAAAACUUGUUGGCGGCGUCAAUGAUAACAGCAAAAACAAGGAUGAGAAGAAGAGGAAAAGUUGUUCUGAUUGGACGUUGCUAUUGGCUGGAAUUUAGGUAAAAAAAUGUUGGAAAAGAAAAUUUUUACUUGAUAUUUUUUAGAGUUAUGAUG
This is a messenger RNA of Meloidogyne enterolobii, 373 nucleotides long. Lineage: Eukaryota; Metazoa; Nematoda; Chromadorea; Rhabditida; Meloidogynidae. The record is from the annotation of a GenBank genome assembly.